Messenger RNA from Vigna unguiculata (cowpea), 691 nucleotides. RefSeq names its product calmodulin-1-like. Lineage: Eukaryota; Viridiplantae; Streptophyta; Magnoliopsida; Fabales; Fabaceae. The record is from RefSeq and is a predicted model, not a curated record. Gene Ontology annotation, molecular function: calcium ion binding. Gene Ontology annotation, cellular component: myosin II complex.
UUCAAAUUUUGUAUAAUACACCAAACAUCAAUCAAAUUUCUCUCUCUCUAUUUUCUGAGUCUGUUUUGAAGCUCAAACAGAAACAGCAUGGCAGAAGUUCUGAGUGAAGAACAGAUUGGUGAGAUCAAAGAAGCCUUUGGCUUGUUUGACAAAGAUGGAGAUGGGUGCAUCACUGUGGAAGAAUUGGCCACUGUUAUCCGAUCACUGGAUCAGAACCCAACAGAAGAAGAACUCCAAGAUAUGAUAAACGAGGUUGAUGCAGAUGGCAACGGAACCAUAGAAUUUGUUGAGUUUCUCAACCUAAUGGCCAAGAAAAUGAAAGAAACCGAUGCAGAGGAAGAUCUCAAAGAGGCCUUCAAGGUGUUUGAUAAAGAUCAAAACGGUUACAUUUCAGCAAGUGAGUUGAGACACGUUAUGAUAAAUCUUGGUGAGAAAUUAAGUGAUGAAGAGGUGGAGCAGAUGAUUAAAGAAGCAGAUUUGGAUGGUGAUGGUCAAGUUAACUAUGAAGAAUUUGUGAAGAUGAUGAUGACCAUUGGAUGAAACUUUCAUAUCUUUUCUUAUUAAUGUUUCUUGUUGUACUAAUGUAGCGCAUAUAAUUUUUUUUUUUCAGUUUAACAUUCCUUAAUUAUGUUUUAAAAUUAAUUAAUCUAAUUAAGAAUUGCUUAAAUUGGACUCUUUCUUUCUUUCUUCA